AUGGACGACAGGCUGGAUGCUGGAUACCCUUUCGAGUUGACCGAUGUCUGGAAACAGUCAGGUCUCAACCCGCAAGAUGAUGCGAACCCCAUUUUCCAGCUUCCUCUAGAGCUGAAGGCGCUUCAGUUGGAGGAGGAUACGAACAAUAUCUUCAACGAUGAGCUCGACCUGCCGGACCUGCUCGAUGCAAAUCCUGUCGAUGGCGAGGAUGCCGAGGACAUUGAACAAGAAUGGCCGAGCUUAUCGUUGGAGCCAUCUGGAGUAGCACAGUCCGACGAAUACGACAUAUGGGCAUUUGAUAGUCUCGAAGACAUCCCUGAACCACGGCAGGUGUACUCAUGGGAAGCCUUCGAAAAGAAGACGAACACGACUCAAGGCCAACGACAUCUCUCCGAAGCUGGACCGCUCGCCUACAACUUGGCUAUUCGACAGUCCAAGAAUGGUUCCAGCUCCCAAGGCGUCCUGCCCCGUGAUGUCGUGCUGCGAGCGCUCUGCAAUCUGGUGUUGGGCAGAUCGUCCAUCUUCUUCACCUGGAACAUAGAGAAGCAGUCAUUCACUACUAGCUUGCCCGAUGUCCCGAUCGCUGGAUUAAGCCAACAGACCUCAGCAAGCCUGAUCGCGAGAUUGUCAACCUUUGGCGCUAUGUACCGGACAUUGGAGGGAUUUGCUACUACUCGAGGAUACAAGAGUACUUCUGCUGCCGCUCUUGUUGCUUUGAAAGGAUGCCUCACGGACAUACUCGCCACCGUGGAGGAGAACAUGCUGGCAGCACGCUGGGGACUCUGCUCGAUCUUGCAAUUGCAAAGCCUGGUCGAGGGUUCAUAUCGUUUGCUGGACACGCUGAUCAAGCUGAAAGACUCUGUCCAGGAUUGCAAGAGUGACGAAGAUGUCAUCUCAGCUGUUUCGGACAAUGUUCACGAAGCUGUGACUGCUGACGGCAAGACUGCACCGGUGCUGCGCCAUGUCCUUGUUCGGACCAGUGCACCAUGGCUGGAAUUGUUACGCGGUGAACUUGGUCUUGACGGGGGACAACAACUCGUCGUACAACCCGAGGGUCCGGAGGCUGACCAAUAUGUUGACAUGGUUAACACAGUACCGUCCUGUAUCUUGGAAAGUGACCGUGCUCUGAUCAAGGGCACCAAAGCUGGCGUUGAGGGGCUCCGCCUUCAUAUGCCUGGUUACGACAUCCACGCUACGGGUGCGGUUACCUCUUCGCGAGCUACUUGGGAUGCACGUGGGCCUGACGUCUCGUUCGUGAACGGAGGGGAAGGAAAUCUGGACCACUCCGCAGGGCAGUACGAGAGCCUCGCUUGGGAGGAUGAGGAGAAGCAGCAGCACUUCUUAGCAUCACUAGAUACGCGCAUUUCCAGGCCAUUGACGCUUGCGGAAGAUGAGGCCAAUGGAAAGCGGAAUGCAGUUUCCCGGUGUAUUGACCAUGAUGUGGGUGUCGGCAACCAAGCUGGAUCAGUGAUGCUUGAUGUCGAGAUUGAUCUGUUGGACAAGAUCCGACCAGCAAUAAUCGCACACCAAAAGCUGAUGAAUCAAACUCUGCUCAAUCAUACUUUCAAGACUUUGGAACUCCGCAAUCACCUGGAGCUGCAGCGUCAAUACCACAUGCUAGGCAACGGCGACUUUGUUGCUCGCUUCGCGAAAGCACUUUUCAGCACCGAUACUCAGUCGGCUGAGCGGAGGCGCGGCACUAUACCCACCGCAGAGAUUAUGGGUCUUCGUCUGGGCGGCAGAGGAGGUAGACGCUGGCCACCGGCGAGCUCUGAACUUCGACUCAGUCUGAUGGGAGUCUUGACCGAAACCUACUCGCCGGGAGUGCUGCCACGUACGCCUGGCAGAAUCAACGAGCUGCCGGGCGGUCUGAGUUUCUCAGUUCGAGAGCUACCAGAUGCAGAGAUCGAGAAAGUGAUGGAUGCGGAGUCUAUCCAUGCCUUGGACUUCCUCCGCUUGCAAUACGCGCCACCGUCGUGUCUGGACGCAAUUCUCACUCCCACCGCGAUGCAAGCGUACGACAGUAUCUUCCGGCUUCUCCUACGACUACUUCGCGUACUUUAUGUGACCACAAAGCUGCGCGAGAGGCUGGUGAUAGGUGCGGGCGCUCGUAAUCAAGCAAAAGAGAAGCCUGCUCUAGCCGACAGCUCGAGAAUCAGAUUUGUGUACGAGGCGCACCACCUGAUGGCCGUGCUGAUGUCACACCUUAUGGACGUCGGCAUCGAGACACCUUGGCGAGCAUUCAUCCGGUCUCUGAGAGACAUCGAGCAGGCCCUCGAUGCAAAGAGCGGCCAGAGUAGCACCUUGGUCGGCCUUGACGACAUUCGGCAGCUGCAUGAACAGUGUCUUGAACGCAUCAGAGGUAGGCUGUUCUUGCGGAGAAAGCAGGAGAAGAUCCGUAUUGCUAUAGAAGCCGUCCUGUCGAGCAUCCUGGCCUGCGCGUCUGCUUUUGAGAGCGCACGAGACGGUGCUGAACCCGACACGAGCACUUUCCAGCAGUCGCAGGCAAGAUUCCAGGACAUCCUUCGUGAGAACGUAGAGAAGCCUUGGAAAGGCUUCACCAACACCGACGUUGACGAGGACGACGCUGAAGCCACGAAGAUCCUGAUGAUGAGGUUACGCUUCAACGACAGCUCUACAUAG
Saxophila tyrrhenica is the source of this 2643-nucleotide messenger RNA. RefSeq lists its product as uncharacterized. Gene Ontology annotation, cellular component: equatorial microtubule organizing center; spindle pole; centrosome. Gene Ontology annotation, molecular function: gamma-tubulin binding; microtubule minus-end binding. Lineage: Eukaryota; Fungi; Ascomycota; Dothideomycetes; Mycosphaerellales; Extremaceae. Bases 1 to 2643 code for a protein of 880 amino acids. Gene Ontology annotation, biological process: microtubule nucleation; meiotic cell cycle; mitotic cell cycle. The record is from RefSeq and is a predicted model, not a curated record. The transcript has a single exon.